This is a messenger RNA of Onthophagus taurus, 3475 nucleotides long. It is a transcript of the gene Smg5, whose product is annotated as Smg5 nonsense mediated mRNA decay factor. Gene Ontology annotation, biological process: nuclear-transcribed mRNA catabolic process, nonsense-mediated decay. Lineage: Eukaryota; Metazoa; Arthropoda; Insecta; Coleoptera; Scarabaeidae. Gene Ontology annotation, cellular component: telomerase holoenzyme complex. Gene Ontology annotation, molecular function: protein binding; telomeric repeat DNA binding; telomerase RNA binding. The record is from RefSeq and is a predicted model, not a curated record.
GACAGAUGCUCGGGUGCGCAAUUUUCUUCUCAAUAAAAACGCCAUCAGCAAGUGUGACGGUGUUAAUGAUUCCGUUAAGGGAUUUUUGAUGUGAUGGUGUCGACGUCUUGUCCCGAAAUUGACGAUGGUAAUGUUAGAAACGGUACUAAUAGUACCAGCGAUAGUAUGACCGGGAUGCAACGUGCCGUAAAAGGUAGGAAAGUAUCACCCAAAACCGACCGUUUAUCCGUCCAGCUGCUAAACUCUUGACCGCGGUGAGCCCCACGGAGAAUGUAACGCUACAGAAAAAACGGAGCAAGCGUUUUCUUCUAUUUUACGUUGUUAAGAUGAAGAAAUCUUACAACGCUACCAGCGAUGUCCACCAAAAGGAGGGGCAAGAACAUGCCAAAAAAUUGUAUAGAUACAUAAGGGAACAUGUUAAGAAUUUGGAUGAUGCUCGAAGUUGUGCAAGAAACGUUUCGGACCUUUUCAAACCAAGCGUUCAAGUACAACGAAGUAAAUUUAAAGAUUAUUGCGAACGAUUAAUAUUUACAAACCCAUUAUUAACGGGUCGAAAAGGUGAAGAGCUAUUAUGGCGAAAAGGUUUUUAUGAAGUAGUAGUUGCCGCGAAGCAAUUAAAGAAAUCUGAAUACACAUCGGAAGAAAAAUCGAGUUUAGAGAGCCACAUAAACGCCGGAAUUGGCCAUUAUCACCAUUAUAUUCUACGAUUACGCAAAGAAUUCGAUUUGGAUUUAAAUGGGGUUGUCGAUUUUGUUGGAAAUGUAGAAUAUGGGCGAUUAAAAAGAACGGAGGUGAUUGAAAAAGAGAUAAUUGAGUGGGCUAAUUUAUCUGUACACCGAUCUUUAGUGUAUUUAGGCGAUUUAUCGCGAUACAAAUUAGAUUUAUACCCAAAUUGGGAUCAGAAUUUAGUGAUUCGGUAUUAUUCUCAAGCCCUUUUAUUUAAACCUGAAUUUGGAAUGCCUCAUAAUCAAAUGGGAACUUUGGCGAAUAAUGGAAAUAAUUUAUUAGAUGCGAGUUAUCAUUAUUUGAGAUCAAUGUGUUGUCGGAACGCUUUUGAAGGGACAGAAAAUAAUUUGAUUAGGUUAUUUGAGAAAAACGCGACGAUUUUGAGCCAAUUUCCCAUUGAGAAUCCCGAAAGCGAUGUUAUUAUUCAAUUAGAACCCUCUGAUUACAUCAAAAGAUUCAUUUGUAGGUUUUUAAAUUUAGUUGAGGUGUGGUGGUUUGAAAAAAAGGUAAAUCGUAUUUACGAUUUAUGCCACCAAGCCAAUGUCGAUCUCCAAGAAUGUAUGAAUUAUUUAAAACCACUCACUGCAGAAAGUGUCGAUACAAACGACACAAUCGAUUCAGACUCAAACCCACCGAAUUAUUUAAGUCACAACGUCAUUUUUAAAAUCGUUUCAAUUUGUUUAAUUUGUAUUUAUAAAUUGCAAUCGUCAAAUUCGUCCAUGACGUCGAGCGUUGUAGCUUUUAGUUUGGCAGUUUACUCCCAAUUAGUUUCAACUGUAAUUAAUCAUAUUCAAGAAGGGAUUUUAAACUUUCCUUUACCCCCGCCGGAAAAUAAUUUAAAAGAUUUAAAAAAAUGGUUAAAUAAAAAUUCGAGGAAAAAAAAAUCGGUUAAAAGAACGAGACGGAGGCGAAAAUUAAUUAAUUCCGAUUCUGAGGAUGAUGAUGAUGAAGAAGAAUUGAGCGAUGAUAAUAAUGAUGAUGACAACGAAAGUUUAAAUUCGAAUCAAUCAGAGGAAGAAGAUGAUUCUGAUGAAUCAUUCGAUGAAGACGAAAUUAAUCAAGAAAUUAAAGAAAAAAUCGUCGAUGAUAAAUCGGAUAAAAGCUCAAACGACGGAAUAAAAAACACCCAAGAAGAUAUAUUAAAAAAAUCAAAACUUUUGGAAUUAAACGAUUUAUUAUCGAUAAUCGGAGACGAACCUUUAUUACAAUCGAUUAUAAUAUUUAACGAUUAUUUAAAAACCGACGUUGAAAUAUUAAAAUCAUGCGGGAAAUUAACCCGAUCCCUCCUACAUCAAAUCGUUAACUUAAUCAAUUUAAUAAACAUCGAUUUUAACAAUAACAAAGACUUAAAUUACACAUUUUUAAAAGAAAAUGUUAAAAAAUUGGCUUUGCCCGAAGAUGUUAUGUUAAAAGGGAUCGAGAUUUUAAGCGAAAAUCAACGGGAAAUCGAUUGGAAAUUGAGUCAAAAAGUCGAAUUGGGCGAUAAAGAACUAAACGUUUUAAGAAUUAUUAAAACGGUUAGUUUCGGACAGUAUUUAACGACCGUUCAUGAAACCGGUGUUGUUUACGAUAAAGAAAUUAAAUUGUUUGUUGCUAAACAAGAUGAGAUCUUUUCGAAUGGAACUGAUGAAAUUAUACAACGUGAAAUAGAUGUGGAAAAUUUCGACCCAAUUAAAAAAUCAAUCGGUGAAAAUAAAUUAGACCCAAAAAGUCAACUCCUAAAAAUGAAACAUAUGGGACAACUCUGGUUAACAGCUGAAGUAAAAGAUUUAGAGACUCGAGUUAAAGGAAAACCAUCGCUUUCACCUUAUUUAGUAAUAGACGCCGAUUCAUUAAUAUUACACACUCAAAUGGUGAAGCAGCUAGUUUAUUCAAGAAAAUUCAUCGUUUUAGUCCCAUCAGCAGUUGUUUCAGCUUUGGAUGAUUUAAAAUCGGAAAAACAAGAAGCUCGCGAUGCGAUUCGUUGGUUAGAAUCGCAAUUUCAUCAAGGGAAUCGUUUUUUCCGAUGUCAAAGACCGCAAGAGCGAGCUCCAAUUCCUUAUAUUGUCUAUCCGAAAAAACGCGACAAGGAAACGCAAAUUUUUAUUCAAAUUAUUGAAUGUUGUCAUUAUUUGGCUCAACAACAAAAAGGUGCCAGUAAUUUAGUAACACUUUUGGUGGGAAAUUCAAACGUUAACGAGACGGCUAAUAACAAAGUUGAGAAUAAACUGAGUUAUGUUGGUUUGGCGAAAACGGCCGGGGUAAAUUUGGAGGGAAUUGUUGAGUUUUAUGGGAGAUGGAAGAGGAGUGUUAAAGGAAAGAGAUGAAAAAGAAUUAUUUGGCAUAAAAAUGGGUUAAAUGGUGAUGAUAUAUUGAGAUAAAAGAAGUUUUUCUCGAUAUAUGGAAGUUUUGAAGUGAGUUGGUGAAGAUAACCUCCAAAGAAAAACGCUUUCUUUGAUUACUUUGAAAACAAAAAAAGAGACUAUUCUUUCUUAAGACUAUGACUAUUCUGUACUCUUUAAACUCAUCCUUAUUUUUUAGCAUCUGUCGUACGUUUUUAUUGUUCUUUACUUUUUUUUAUUUUUUUAAUCAUCCAUAAUUUUCCAUUUAUUUUGGUUUCAUUUACAAUUAAUUUCAUCUUAGUUUUGGGUUUUUAAUUUUUUUUUAGUGUGUACUAUUAUAAAAUUAAUUAACGUUAACUUAAUUCUCUCUGUUAUUAGGAUUUCUCUUUGUAAAAUAAAAUUAUUAAAAGUUUAAUGUCUUAAAGAAA